CCCAACCACCCGGUAGACACCAGCUUCCCGGCUACGACACAUCUUCUUCACAACUACUCUUCCCCUCCUAUCCUGUCAUUUCUCUGGCCAAGAAAAAAAGUUCACCAUGGAUACUCAAACGCAACUUGACAUCGCCAAGCUCAAUGAUGCCGACAGAAAAGAAUUGACCCAAUACCUCGCAAACGAGGCACAGAAGUCCAACAUCCAGCAAACUGUUCAUGGCCUGGCCGAUAUUUGUUGGAAAAAGUGCAUCACCGGAAAGAUCUCGUCGGGCCGCCUAGAUCAGCCUGAGGAAGCCUGUGCGCAAAACUGCGUGGAACGAUGGAUGGAUACGAACUUUGCUGUUUUGAAGCAUCUCGAAACCUUGCGGGGACAAUGAAAGCUUCGUGUUCGGGGUACUAAUAUGUAUACAAUUGCCUUUCGAGCUCGCUUUCUCUAGACACUCUUGGUCUGUUGUGUUGGUUUCCCCAAUCCUCCACUCACGUGGAUCGAGACCUUUCCUGGACAGGAAUCCAAAAUCGCUUUAUCUAGGCCAUAACAAGGAAUCGAAACUCUCAAGUAGG
Aspergillus japonicus CBS 114.51 is the source of this 563-nucleotide messenger RNA. Its product is annotated as Tim10/DDP family zinc finger protein. Lineage: Eukaryota; Fungi; Ascomycota; Eurotiomycetes; Eurotiales; Aspergillaceae. The record is from RefSeq and is a predicted model, not a curated record. Bases 107 to 379 code for a protein of 90 amino acids. The transcript has 2 exons.